Molecule: messenger RNA, 1253 nt
Organism: Osmia bicornis bicornis
Lineage: Eukaryota; Metazoa; Arthropoda; Insecta; Hymenoptera; Megachilidae
Gene: sicily
Product: NADH dehydrogenase (ubiquinone) complex I, assembly factor 6
Exons: 4
Coding region: 167-1084 (305 amino acids)
Biological process (GO): mitochondrial respiratory chain complex I assembly; biosynthetic process
Cellular component (GO): mitochondrion
Source: RefSeq, a predicted model, not a curated record
GUAAAUGAUUGUAAAACAUAUUUUUAAAGAUUUAAAAAUAACCGGUACUUUGUAAAACAGUAUUUAUGUACUUCGUUUAGUUGAUUCUACAUAAAAUAUAGGUUAAUAUCGAUUGCAAAGCGUGUUUACAUUUUCUCUGUUAGGAAAGAUGUUAAUGUUUUAAAACAUGUUUGUUAAGAGAGGAAAAUUACUUUAUUUCAAACUAAAUAUAUUAUUUCAAACAUCAAGAUAUUUAAGGAAUACUCCGAAACAAACGCCGGCUGAAUAUUGUUUGGAAUUAGUUCGAAAAAAUGAUUAUGAAAACUUUUUAUGUACAUUAUUAUUACCGCCUGAAAUUAGAGCCAGUGCAUUUGCAAUUCAUGCAUUCAAUGUUGAAGUGGCUCAAGUAAAAGACCAAGUACAUGAUCAUAAAAUAGGGGAAAUGAGAUUAAAAUUUUGGACAGAUGCACUGAGUAAUACGUACAAAGGAAAUCCUCCCAAAAGUCCUGUUAUGUUAGAAUUAUAUAGGGUUUUACAGAAGUCUCCUCUUUCCAAACAUUAUUUCAAUCGUUUGAUUAAUGUACGAUUAGUGAAACUUUAUGAUUAUUCAUUUAAUAGCUUGAAUGCAAUAGAGCAAUAUGCAGAGCAUAGUUCUUCUUCUAUCUAUUAUCUUUUAUUGGAAGCACAUGGUAUAACUAAUAUUAAUGCGGAUCAUGUUGCAAGUCAUAUAGGCAAAGCACAUGGAAUUAUUAAUUUACUUAGAUCAGUUCCUUAUAAUGCCAAAAAAAGAAUCAAUAUGUUACCACAAGAUAUUUUAAUGAAACACAGUGUUUCUACAGAAGCUGUAUUGCAAAGUCAAUCAAGCAAAGAACUUAAGGAUGUAAUACAUGAAGUUGCUUCCCAUGGAAAACUACAUCUAGACGCUGCAAUGUCCCUUAAACAUGAUAUAGGAAAAAAAGCAAAUUUGAUCUUUUUACCAGUAGUCUGUUUAAACAAUUAUUUAAACAAAUUGAGAAAGGUAGAUUUUAAUAUCUUUGAUUCAAAAUUACAAAGGAGAGAUAAUUUACUUCCAUUACGUUUGCUCUGGAAAAAAUGGGUGCAGUAAAAUAUCAUCUUAGUAUUAUAUAGAUAAAUUGUGAAAUUGAACACUUACUUUAAAAUUUCUUCAGAACAGACUUGUAACAUCGGAAAAAUUUAAGUUAUUUAUAUAUUUUACAAUGAAUACUAUAGCAUAAUCAAUUUAUCACACUAAAUUAAACAUUUUUAAAGUUUCA